Messenger RNA from Eriocheir sinensis (Chinese mitten crab), 4687 nucleotides. RefSeq lists its product as uncharacterized. Lineage: Eukaryota; Metazoa; Arthropoda; Malacostraca; Decapoda; Varunidae. The coding region runs from base 1023 to 3224 and encodes 733 amino acids. The record is from RefSeq and is a predicted model, not a curated record. The transcript has 9 exons.
UCUCGUAGAAACAAUUAUUAUAACACGUCCAAAGUCAUUGUUUUCUUUCCGGGUGGGAGAGAGCUUGAGGGAGGGAGGGAGGGGCGUGUAUACCUGAGAGAGAAAGAGACAACCUCCUCCUCCUCCUCUUCCUCCUCUUCCGUGACUUCUUCCCGCAUGGUGGACUUGUUGGUGGUCGCAAGUUCGUCAGUCUCACAGUGGCGUUGGUCGGUGUCGCACGAGACUUGUCCUUUCCGUGGCUUUCAGGACUAGCUUGUAUCGACUCCGUGCUGUCCCCUCUUGCGUCUGUCUUGUCCCUUGUCUUGUGCUUGUAAAGAGGUCUGUCUGUUUGCCCUCUUGUGACUGUGAGAACUUGUGCUUGUAACGAGGUCUUUGUAUCCUUCUUCUUGUGACUGUCAGAACUUGUGCCAUCCCCCUUGUAACUGUCAGAACUUGUGCUUGUAAAGAGGUCUGUCUAUCCGUCCUCGUGUGACUCUCAGAACUUGUGCUUGUAACGAGGUCUCUGUAUCCUUCUUCUUGUGACUGUCAGAACUUGUGCUAUCCCCCUUGUAACUGUCAGAACUUGUGCUUGUAACGAGGUCUCUGUAUCCUUCUUCUUGUGACUCAGAACUUGUGCUAUCCCCCUUGUAACUGUCAGAACUUGUGCUUGUAACGAGGUCUCUGUAUCCUUCUUCUUGUGACUGUCAGAACUUGUGCCAUCCCCCCUUGUAACUGUCAGAACUUGUGCUUGUAACGAGGUAUCUGUAUCCUUCUUCUUGUGACUGUCAGAACUUGUGCUAUCCCCCUAGUAACUGUGAGAACUUGUGCUUGUAAAGAGGUCCGUCUAUCUGUCUUCUCGUGUCCGUCAGAACUUGUAAUCGUGUCUGAUCUCAUUGUCGUAAAUUAUGAAGUGAAAAUGCGAACAUCAAAAUAAGGAGACGCCAAUCUGCAUGCUUACCAACACGUGUUCAUGUUGUGACGUCAUCUAGGAACAGUGUAGAGGUCCUCGCCGGUGCAGGGCUCAAGGGCCGCUGCUUCUGGCCAUGGCGCGUCUACGGGAGUGCCUGUCUCUGCUCCUGGCCCUUCUACUGCUCCCCGAUGCCUCCUUUGCUAAGUUCUACAUCGGCCGCUACAAGACUGUCCCGGCCGUAGUCAGCGAUGAUGGUGGUAGUGGUGGUGGUGAUGAUGGUGGUGGUGAUGGUGAUGGUGGGCAGGCUAGGAGUAUGCCGUACAUUAUAUACCCCGGCGAGGCAGGCAGCGAGUCCUUAGCCUUCAGCCCAAACACACACCAGAGAUGGCGCGUGGAGCAACCCCCGAUUCGCCGCCAUGGCAAUAUCGAACCAGCCGGCGCCUUCGGACUCACCAACAACUACGGAAACGACCCCUACAAAGGCUACAGUCUGGUGCACAAAAAGGAGUUUAAAUACGUCAUCCCACCUUUUACACCCGGGGGCAGGGUCCAUGUGGCCUUCCAGUUUUGGAUUCCCAUCAGCCUCGGCGGGUUCUUCGUGUCAGGCCGAGAGCUGGAGGCCGCCCUCAGGUCCGCUAACCCAACUUCAUACAUCACCAAGCUCUUCCUGAAGCACCUGUCCGCCAACACUACCGCCGGGGAACUCCUGGGACACCUCAAAGCCCCGGUGGUAGAGGCGGCCAUUGACAGGUUCUUGAAGUGGGUGAUACCGCAUCUUCACCACUUCACGGGCAACAGCAUCAACACCGUCAAUACCUACACACUGCGGGUAGACAAGAAGGGAAAGCACAAGACAGGGAAGAGCAAGAGAAGUUUACUAGAUCGACUCUCACACAGGAGGAAGCGGCGAGACACAUCCCUAAGACUUGAGCCGAAGGAGGAAGCGGAGGAAGGAAAGAGUACAGUGAAGAGAAGCUUUGGCCGUGAUAGCGAUUGUCUUACCCUCUCACCGAAGUGCCCAGACGAGAUCGAGUCCUCCACCAAACACUCUGGAAGCACCAACACAAAGACACGCAGAAGACGCUUAGCAUAUGAAAGGAGUCUGGACGAGCCCAUGGACUUUGCAGAGGAUGAAAGAGAAGAAGUCGAGAAGGCAAGACAUACCACCUCGAAGUCACGGAGAAAGAGCCAAGCAGAGGAAAGAAAGCUAUAUGAACCCACUGACUUCGCGGAGGACGAAAGAGAAGUAGUACAGGUUGCAAGCCAUACCAGGUCGAACUCACCAAGAAAGCGUCAAGCAGAGGAGGGAAGUCUGGACGAAGAAUCUGACUCCGCUAAGGGACAUACCGAAGAAGAGCCACAUGUAGGUCUUCGGAGGCACAAGAGGCAAGUGCGUGGAGACUCAGACGGCUGGGUGACCAUAGGUGGGGGUCGGGGUAGUGGUGGUAGUGGUAGUAAUGACCAUUCCACCAACAUCCCCACGUCUCCACUUCUGACAAGACCUUCAGCGUGGUCGUCUCACAGGCCUCGGCCGGUAAUUCCCAACGACCGCCUGCUCUGGGACGACGACCACCACGUCAUCACGCACAACGACCUCAGCAUGGAGGAACACAAGCGGCCAAGUCUUGACUUUACAUCCCCCAUUGAGCGCCCUCGUCCUUCCCCCCCACCAUCCUCCUCCUCGUUCCCUUCGUGGCCAUCCUUCCUCACACGCCCAGCAUCCCGUCCGCCUCCUUCCUCGUUCAAUCCCUCCCAUGCUUCGAACUCCCAACCCAGUGAUACCAGACCCUCCUUCCCUGCCCCGCCCCGUCCCUCCUCCUCCUCCUCUGCCUCCACCCCUUCUCCAGUCAAGCCUCACAACCCCUUCAGCACCCUCGCUUCAUCUGACAACCUGCCCUCUGGAGCCACACCUAACCCCAAGGUACUGGAUGUGAGGAGUCGUCUGUCUCGCCUCGACUAUCUCUUCACGAAUCUUCACCUUAAACACGAGGACUGCCGACGAAGGAUACUCUGUGAGGUGUCCCGGGAGCCCGACACCUUCGCCCCGCUCUCUGACAUGGUGCACGGCGAGACAAGGCUCCCUGGAAACCCGCUGGAUGUGAGCCGGGAACUGCUCAACUCAGCCGAGGGGGCCAGGCUGCUCUCCUACGUCGAGGCUGUCAAGGUCGGGGAGGACAGGACGCAGGUGUGUGAUAUUUACCGGUACAGGUGUCGCGUGGAGGCCAGGCAGGUGAUCAACACAGAGAUCCUGCCCAUCUGGAGGGAGGUGGUGCGCUGGCUCACGGUCAAGGUCCUCACGCAAGACUCAUCCAAAUUGGCCCUUGCAUCUGGGUGAGCAGUGGAGGGCAGCCCAAGAAACAAGGUUAUUUUUACCAUUGGCGACGCUCUUGAAUCUCGUAAACCCAUUAAGGAAAAAAGAAAAUCAGCCAAGGGAAGGAGUAUGACUAUGGCAAGAGAAAUGUUCCAAAAGCCUUUAUGGUAUCCUUGUUAUGUCAUUCAUUAGCGCAUCUCGAAAGCUUUGUGGUACGAAAGGCUCUCAAAUCACCCAAAAUAUUACGUAGCUACUGAGAAUCUUUAUUGUCUGCGUGUAGCCUUUAUUAUUACUUCUAUGUUUCUUUUUUGCAGUACAGAGGCAGCUCAAGGGAAAAAAAUACAAAAUAGAUAAAAAAAUGUACUAUACCUAUGCUCCUGCAAUGAGAAGGCUGGUAGUAGCUGAAAGAAAGGGUCAGAUUCAGAUGGAGAGAUGUCUUGAUACUCCCCUUUGGAAAGCAUUCAAGUCAUAGGAAGGAAUACAGACAAAGGAAUCAAGGCUUCUCCAGAGUUUACCAGCAGAAGCGAUGAAAGACUGAAGAUGCUGGUGAACUCUUGCAUAACGGAUUUGGACAGACAGCAUAGGGGUGAGCUAGAUUCACUAUUUUCUUCCCUGGUAGCUUAGUGUAUUUGUCCCUGGUGGUGUUGUGAAUCUGUAGCAAAUAUAUAUCAGUGUCCAAAGCAAUUCUCAUCAUGUGAUAAUAGUUGCUUCAUCAUGACUGGCUUAGUAUGUUAUGACAGUGAUGUGGGCUUUGUUGAGCAGGGAUACCGCCAGCAUUACCAUUUUAUCGUACUCAAAACAUUGCAUUUAUCAGUUCCAGUGUCCAAAAUUCUCGCACCCACACAGAUAACGAGAUUCCAGUUAAAGUUAUCGUUAAAAGCGUUACUUAUUGGCGUUUGUUUACGAUAUUUGUGAGUCAGAAACCGGGAAAUAUGAUGUGCUGAGUGGUGGCUAACUACGAUAAUUUGGUAACGCUGGAUACCGCCUUACUCAGCACGGUCACUUCUGGUUGCAUAGAUGGAGUGUGGUUGAGUGAGGAAGAAUAAUAUGCAGUUGGUCUUGUAUUAUAUUUGUUGUAUAUGUUGUUGUUGUUACUUGUUUCUACAUGCAUUUGUUACCUGCUGGCUUGAUACAUCUACUGAGUUUAGUGCGAAGUUUUUGUUUGAUUUGUUUUGGAUGGUCAUCACCGUAAAGACUUUCACACCCAAAGCACAAUAUGCCGAUGCCAGUGUGCCUCACAAGGGCUGCCACUAGAAGCACAUUCAUCACACGAAGUAGUUGGCAAUGACAGUGAGUAUUGGCUGUACGUGCUGCCAAGCUGUACUGGAAACUGAAGCACUGCAACAUUAGUUUUAUGGUGUACAGUUUUAGGUUAUUCAUAUCUUCUGGUGAGACAGGAAGCUUGUUUGUGUAGUGGAAGCGUCCAGAGCAUGACUAGCCAUAAAAAGAAAAGUUGAAAUUAUAUACAAAAUAAAGUUUUCCUUUUU